AUGUGGCGGGGUUUUGUGCGAUUUCACGUUGCAAUGCGGCAAAAGCUGUGCGUCUCAAUUGUCGCGGCGAGAGCUGCCGCGGUGCGACCGCGUGGGGUGCGCAGCACUCCACAGCCGCAACUGUGCGUCGGCGACGCGUGUGCCCGUUGGCCGCGCGCCGGCGGUGUGCGCGGGGUCCUCCACCCAUCGUUUCUUCUGAUGGAACGGCGCCGCGUGUCCGGCGGUGGCGCGCAGUCCGCACAGGGCCAAGGGAGGGAGCAGCGAAGUAAGCAGCAGUGGACACUUGCCACCAGCGUCGAAGAUGUGCUGUUGGAGGGAGUAAAUGCCACAGAACAAAUGGAGCUAAACGACUUCAUUAGUAAGUACCUUGGUCCCAAGUUUGUGGCUGAUGAAGGCCGCGGUGUAAAACUGGGGGCGUUUAUUCAGGGGCCUGAGGAUUGCAUCAGUGACGAACGGCUCCUACGAAGAAUUCUUAAUUCACAAGCGUAUCAGCUCCUGCGGGACGCACGCAAGCUUGCGGGCCAAGGCGUGUCUUCUCUCGCUCAAUGA
Molecule: messenger RNA, 549 nt
Organism: Trypanosoma conorhini
Lineage: Eukaryota; Euglenozoa; Kinetoplastea; Trypanosomatida; Trypanosomatidae
Product: putative retrotransposon hot spot (RHS) protein
Exons: 1
Coding region: 1-549 (182 amino acids)
Source: RefSeq, a predicted model, not a curated record